Messenger RNA from Paramecium octaurelia, 1473 nucleotides. Lineage: Eukaryota; Ciliophora; Oligohymenophorea; Peniculida; Parameciidae. The record is from the annotation of a GenBank genome assembly.
AUGAACAAAUAUAGUUUAAUAUUUUUAGAUAAAGAAUCUGAAAGAAAAUAUUAAGAAUAGAAAAUCAAUUAACUCAGAAAACCAGUCUAUGUAUGCAGUGCUAUUGGACUGUUUUUUAUCAGCAUGGUAAAGAUGAUCACAGAAAUAUUGAAUAACGAGUUGAAUCAAUUAAGCAUUUUAGUUGUUACUUAAAUUUAUCUCAUCUUGUCUAUAUUUAUAGUAAAGUGGAAACCUUCAUCAGUAUAAUGCUGUUUGAUGAUAUUAAAUUACUUAUUACUUGCCUACUAGUAUAUGUUAACGAGCACAGUCUCGCAAGAGGCGAUUCCAUUAUUUGCUAAUAAUUUUGUUGCUUGUAACUUUGUUAUCAUUCUGGCUGUUGAUAUGUGUUAAGGGAUAUUCCUGGUAACAACCACAAUGGUAAUACGAUUGGUUUUGGCAAUAUGUGAAACUAAAACUCCAUAAUAUAAUGUAUAUUUUGCAACAAUAUUACUUAUUUUUUUUUUGGGUUUUUAUGUUCAUAAAUUGAAUUACGAAAGUCGCAGCUUUUUUUUAUUGAGUUUGAAGGAUAAUUUAAUGGAAUAAAUUUUGCCGAUUAUUGUAAAUAAGUCAUAUAUUUUAUUUCAAUUCGAGAGCAGCUAAUUAAGAUUUUCAUUAAUUUCAUCACGAUAAUUAGAAUUUAAUUGUGAUAAUUCAGAGAGCUUGAAAUAAUUUUUAAGAGAGUGGCAUUACAAAUAGUAAAAUCUCGAAUAGGUUUGUUUCUAAGACAUUGUACGUAAAUAAUCUUCAGAAAUUAAAUCUUACAGUAAAUAAAUUGAAAUAAAAAAGGGUUGUAAAUAAAAAUAAAUUAUAACAAUCUGUUUCUUUAAUUAUUAAUAGCCAACAUUCCUAAUAAAAUUUGAUAAUAAUUCCUAAGUUUAGGAUAAAUUAAAAAGGUAUGUAUUUAAUACAAUUGAAAAAGAGAGAUUAGUAUAAUUUAAGAUUUUCAAAUGUAUAGUAAAUAAUUUGUCUAUUUCAUUAAAAUCAAAUAAUUUGAAUCAAUUACAUUUGCUAAGGAUUUAUUGUUUCAAAUAAAUUCUCAAUUACAAAAUCCUCAAUCAUUAGUUUAAAUAAUAACACUUUGAAAUAGAACCAAUUUUAUUAAAGCUCAAGGAGUUUUUCCAAUUUAAAUCGAUUAGUUAUCAAAUUAUUCCAUCAUCUGAGGGAAAGGUAUAAAUGGUGAGAACCUACUUUGUGAGACUAAUUUAUGAUAUUUUUAGUGAAUGCAGGAGAGGUUCUUCUAUAGUAAUCAAUUUGGAACACCUUUAAGAACCAUAUAUACGAUAUUAUGGAAAAGAGAUCAAUGAAUUUGCAGAUACUGCUAUUUAAAUAGUAGUUAGAACUUUAGUUAAGAGAAAAUAGAAGUUGAAAAUUGGAAAUAAAACAACGAUUUUAAUUUUAUUGAAUGAAGAACCAAACUACCCAUUCUACUCAUGA